AUGGCGAACGCAGAGGUAGAGGCGGUGGAUUUCGAGCCCGAGGACGAUGAUCUCAUGGACGAGGACGGUGCGGUGGAUGUCGACGCUUCGCCUAGGGCUCCGAUCCCAAAGCUCAAGUCCGCUAUCACCGGCGGAUCUUCUUUCUCCGUUCCUAAGAAAACUAAAGGCCGUGGAUUCCGUGAAGAGGCCGCUUAUAACGACCGCAACGCCCGCAUGUCCGAACGAUUCGAGUCUCUCGACUCACCUGAUCAAAAAAAGAAGUCUGUCGACUCCGAUGGUGGCCCCGGCCCCGAAAGAUCCGUUGAAGGUUGGAUUAUUCUGGUCACUGGAGUUCAUGAAGAGGCGCAAGAAGAUGAUCUUCUGAAUGCAUUUGGUGAGUUUGGGGAUAUCAAAAAUUUGCACUUGAAUCUUGAUCGGCGCACUGGAUUUGUCAAGGGCUAUGCACUUAUUGAAUAUGAGAACCCCCAAGAAGCACAGAGAGCUAUAAAUGAAUUAAAUGGAUCUGAAUUACUGAUGCAAAUCAUCAGUAGGUCCCUUCAGGAGGAGAAAUAUGCGGAGGAGGGACAUAUGACUUCUACUUCUGCUGCUUGCUUGGUAAAAGUUGCACUAACAAUGGAGCAUUUCGCAGUGGAAGGUAACGUGCUUGUCAAGAUUGUUCCUGAUCUUCCCUUGGAAAACAUAACUACUGGCUCUGAUUUUGGAAGCUGA
Messenger RNA from Ilex paraguariensis (yerba mate), 708 nucleotides. NCBI's taxonomy places the organism in Eukaryota, Viridiplantae, Streptophyta, Magnoliopsida, Aquifoliales, Aquifoliaceae. The record is from the annotation of a GenBank genome assembly.